GCGCGAGAGAGGGAGAAGGAGGAGGAGGAGGAGGUGGGAGGAGGAGGGAAGACCUACAUUACCAACACACACACUCACACACACUCGUUACAUUACUCUCGGAGCACUGCUCCAGCUAGGAAGUCGGUCUGCGGCGCUUUCCUCCUCUUAUCCUUUUGGUUUUACGACUUUUGAUUUCGAUCUCCUUUCAGUUGAAGGAUGUAUUUUAUGUCAGUCGGUGAUUUAUUAUAGGUAGCGGGAUUGUCUAAGAAGUAUUUCUGCGACCAUUCUUCAUAAACCGCGCAUCACAGUUGACUUUUAAUUCACGGUUUAAUUCACGUAAGGACUGGUUAUCCAGUAGGACCACCGGCCACCGAGGGACAUAUUUUUACUUAUCAGAACCCACUUUUACUUUUUUUUUCUGGAGCAAGUUUAUUUCGCAGAGACCUCCUCGGCGUACUGAACUGGUAGCCUAUGAUGACAUUUUAACUUGUGCGUUCUCAAAGUGCCGCUGCUCCAGCGAGCACCCAUCACCCUUCAUACCACCCUCAGUUUGUUGUAUUUAGCGCGAGGCGCCUUCGUAGUAGCCUGCUAUUUGAGGAGACAGCACGAGCGGACACUCCCCUGUCGCUUUGAUCAGAAACACUAACAACGUGCGCGCACGCUGUUUUGAAAGAUCGGUUGCGGUGACGCAGCCAGGACGAUUUCCACUCUCCAGGUUGGGAUUUCUCGGUGAGCUUGUUCCUCCGUUUGGUAAGUUCCAGAGCUGUCUGAACCGCCACCAUGCCACAGUUAGCAGGCGGAGGUGACCCGGAGCUCUGCGCCACGGACGAGAUGAUCGCCUUUAAAGACGAGGGAGACCCACAAAACGAACAGAUCUUCGCUGAACUCAGUAACUCAGAGGAAGAGGGGGACUUGGCGGAUAUCAAGUCAUCGUUAGUGAACGAGUCAGAGUCGAGUCCAAACAGCAACAGUCAUGAUGGUGGCAGACAGUCAAUGCAAGACUCGUAUCACGAAAAACACAGAGAUCUUUCUGAUGACGGGAAACUGCAGGACCUGUACAGUAAAGGCCACCCGUACAAUGGCUACCCGGGGUACAUCAUGAUGACCAACAUGAGCAACGACUCCUACAUGAACAACGGCUCCAUGUCACCGCCCAUGGGACGAACGUCCAACAAGGUUCCAGUGGUCCAGCCGUCCCACGCCGUGCAUCCCCUCACCCCGCUGAUCACGUACAGCGACGAGCACUUUGCCCCGGCCCACUCCGGCCACCACCCCCAGGAUGUCAACAACAAACAAGGCAUGUCGAGACAUCACCAUGGAGGCGACAUGCCCAACUUCUACUCUCUGUCCCCGGGGGGAGUGGGCCAGAUCACCCCACCGCUGGGCUGGUUCUCUCAUCACAUGGUCCCUGGCCCCCCAGGGCCCCACGCCACAGGGAUCCCCCACCCCGCCAUCGUCAACCCACAGGUCAAACACGAGCCCCAGCAUGACACCGACCUCAUGCACAUGAAACCCCAGCACGAGCAGCGGAAGGAGCAGGAGCCCAAGAGGCCCCACAUCAAGAAGCCCCUCAACGCCUUCAUGCUCUACAUGAAGGAGAUGCGUGCCAACGUGGUGGCCGAGUGCACUCUCAAGGAGAGCGCCGCCAUCAACCAGAUCCUGGGCAGGAGGUGGCAUGCGUUAUCUCGGGAGGAGCAAGCUAAGUAUUACGAGCUGGCCCGGAAGGAACGGCAGCUCCACAUGCAGCUCUACCCCGGAUGGUCUGCCAGAGACAAUUAUGGAAAGAAGAAGAAGCGGAAGAGGGAGAAGAUCCAGGAACCAGCUGCAGGAGGAAAGAGGAACACUUUCUCCACAUGCAAAGCCAAGACAGCGGAUACUGGUCCAUUGCUCGAGAUGGAAGCCUGUUAGAUCCCCUUGAAGACCCCAAACCCCUGAAAACCCCAUGCCUCCAAAUCUCAGAGACCUGACCCUGACCCCUUCCUCAACACAAGCCCCCCCCCCCCCCCCCACACACACUCCACUAUCCACCCCCAAUCCCCAGACGUCCUCCAAAACACACUUUUUAAAAAUCACCAAAAACAACACUGUAUGGUGUUUGACUCCCUCACUGCCGCCACCUGCUGUAAAGACCAUGCACUGCAACUGAACGAGACAAUCAGAACCAGGAAUCCCACACCUGAAUUCAUACCCGAGAAAAACUAUUUCACUCAUAACAGUGCCCAAAAAAAUAAACACAAAGAAGAGUAGAAAUAAUUAGAUGUUGGUCAUAUUUUUUGCAGCUUUAUUCACCAACCCCUCGAAACACUGCACUGAAACACAGCAGCCAUUUUGACUUGCACGCAAGUGAAAGCCUCUACCUACUCACCACCAACACAACAAACACUAAUGACACACAUUGUUCCUAAGUUAUUUAAGUAUAAGUUAUUUGUCACCGUGGUUUCCUUCCUUUUUGUAUAGACGACGACGUUCGGACCCCCAAUACUGUACAACCCAAUCCCCCCACCCACCCAACCACCACCCUCUCUCUCUUUGUACUCAUCUCACUGGAAAUGAGAGACCAUGGCUGGGAUUCAGCCCGGCCAAACUCCUCGUUGAGACUGCACUAAAGGAAGAUGGAUGAUUCUCCCAUCUUGUCAACUAAAACGUCCGAUAAAAGACGCCAUUUUGUUCUCUUGAUGAGCGCUUGGUGCAAAUUAAAACAAAAAAAAACUCUAAACAAAAAAAAAGCAUCAACGUCCUGAUUUCGCUUAUCAUUUCAGACUGAGUUCGAUUUAUUUUGAAUGCUUUAUUUUGUAUCUUGAACUUGUUUCAAUUUCUUGGUGUAUAUUUUCUGUGAUUGUUUGUUUUUUAUAUUUUGAUUUUUUUUAUAUAGUGGUAUAUAUGAAAAAUAAGCUUUGGACACAGGAAAGCCAUUUUUUCUUGUUGAAGCGUCUUGCAGAUAAAUGAUGAUGUAAUGCUUCUUUUGAUAACUAUUUGUAACAAAUAGUGACCUCGAGUCUCAGAUGUAAAAUAAUGCUCAAUAUGUGUACUUUUUAAAACUGUCAGGAUAUGUCACUUUUCUUGGUAUUUUUGCAGGCAACAUAAGGACAAAGGCAAGAGUAAAAGCUCAGAGGCCUCUAUUUUAUUGUUCUCAAAACAAGUCAAAUGAAGCAGAUAUAUAUAGAUAUAUAUUUACCCCAGCACUUGGCAGUCGUUUCUUUCAUUGCGAUGGACCUUCGUCUUUUCUCUGCGGUAGCUAAUUGUGUGGUCUUUAGCCAUGUCUUUUAUUCCAUGACAGCAUCUCUGUAACAUUUUUAUUUUAAUGCUCUAUUUUUUAGUAUAACUUGAUGAAUUCUUUUUUUAUUCAUUGUUAUAUUUUGGGUCAUUGUCAUCUUGGAAUAGCACUUUGCUUCCCAAGUGGUCACAUUUGAACUGUUUCGACAUGUUUUUGUUUUUUUAAGAAAAAUAAAAAAAAAAGCAUCCUUGGCUAA
Messenger RNA from Gadus macrocephalus (Pacific cod), 3452 nucleotides. RefSeq names its product lymphoid enhancer-binding factor 1 (gene lef1). Gene Ontology annotation, molecular function: RNA polymerase II cis-regulatory region sequence-specific DNA binding; DNA-binding transcription factor activity, RNA polymerase II-specific. NCBI's taxonomy places the organism in Eukaryota, Metazoa, Chordata, Actinopteri, Gadiformes, Gadidae. The record is from RefSeq and is a predicted model, not a curated record. Gene Ontology annotation, cellular component: beta-catenin-TCF complex. Gene Ontology annotation, biological process: regulation of transcription by RNA polymerase II; canonical Wnt signaling pathway.